This is a messenger RNA of Astrephomene gubernaculifera, 821 nucleotides long. The record is from the annotation of a GenBank genome assembly. Lineage: Eukaryota; Viridiplantae; Chlorophyta; Chlorophyceae; Chlamydomonadales; Astrephomenaceae.
CAACAUCCUACAAAGGAUUUGGGAUAUUUGUCAGCUUCACAAUGCGCAUACAAACUUUACAUAACGCUCAAACCCUGGCUCAACCUUAACUUGCAGCAAGCAUCUGCUGCGUAGACUUUUGUCCGUCUAGCAUCUCUCGUGUGUAUAUGGUGUAAUUGAACCCAUGAAGCUUAGGAAGGCUUCAGCGCUCCUGGAUCUUGACGACCCACUGGACGCCAGCAGCGACAGCGACUAUGAAAGCAGCGCAGAGGGGUCUUCCGACUUUGAGGACGACGAAUUGUCUGCUCAGCUGUCGGCUGUCGAGGAAGGUGACGAGUACCAGGAGGACGAUGAGGAUGAUGGCAUCCACGGGGACAUUAGCGACGACGCCAGCGACACCCAGCCGGCCAGCCUGAGUUCCGAUGGUCAAGCGGCGUCACACGCGCACUCUGAAACGCCUGAGCAGCAGGGCCAUGACGUCCCCUCCUCGGACCCGGACGCCACCACCCUGACCCAGCAGCCUGACCUGCGCAGCAGCGAGGAGGAGGGAGACGAGGAGGGAGACGACGAGGAGGAGAGCGACGAAGCAGGCGACCAGGACGCCUCCUGGCCUGCUGCGCCCGCCUUGAACCCCUUCUCCCUGCUGACAUCGGAGGACGAGGACGAGGGAGAGGGUGGCAGCGAUGAGGAGGAGGCGACGGCUGUGGCAGCAGGGGCCCACCAGCAGGGCGGCGAGGCGGCGGGAGAGGGGCCCGCCGAGGGGGGUAACAGCGGCGACUGCGGCGGGGCAGCAGCGGGUGCCGCCCAGCGGCGGGCGCUUCGGCGGCGGCGGCAGCGGCAGC